Messenger RNA from Eleginops maclovinus (Patagonian blennie), 4851 nucleotides. It is a transcript of the gene abhd17aa, whose product is annotated as abhydrolase domain containing 17A, depalmitoylase a. The record is from RefSeq and is a predicted model, not a curated record. The transcript is spliced from 6 exons. Gene Ontology annotation, cellular component: plasma membrane; endosome membrane. Gene Ontology annotation, biological process: protein depalmitoylation; regulation of postsynapse organization. The coding region runs from base 276 to 1367 and encodes 363 amino acids. Gene Ontology annotation, molecular function: palmitoyl-(protein) hydrolase activity. NCBI's taxonomy places the organism in Eukaryota, Metazoa, Chordata, Actinopteri, Perciformes, Eleginopidae.
GUUGAAUCGGACAGUAGUAAAAAAAAAAAAUCUGGUUGCCAUGAAUUUCAGCUAGCUUGCCAACGACAUCUGUCAGUACACUUGAGUAAAAACAUCCAUGUCAAGACAAAGGAAGGAUUUCCAAAACCUUGUGCCGCUUCUGUGUACGUAUAGAAGCACAGCUGCCUGCCUGCCAGCCUACUGUGAAUCGACCUUGCUGGCGCAGUGACAAGAACAGAAGACCUUGGCACCGUUGUGCCAGUUCAUAUCAAAACUCGGAUUUCUUUAUCCAGAAGAUGAACGGUCUGUCCAUUCGAGAACUAUGCUGUCUGUUCUGCUGCCCCCCUUGCCCCAGCCGCAUUGCAGCCAAACUAGCUUUCCUCCCUCCAGAGCCCACCUACGCCCUUCUCCCUGACCCAGAUCCAAGCACUGCAGCUGCAACUGCUUCUGGGUCCGUUUCCGGGGCUACUCAGCCUUCUCUCGGAGCUCCAGGACUGCGUUCCCGGCUGGGCACUGGUAGUGGAAGUGACAAAGUAGGCAGUGCUGGAGCUGCUGCUGGAGGUGCGGCAGGUGCUGGAGCAGGAAGUGGUGCUGGAGGAGGGGGUGGUGGUGGAGGAGGGGGUCCCGGCAGCGGUUGGAGUGAGGGCAAGUGGAAGCUUCAUCUCACAGAGAGAGCGGAGUUCCAGUAUUCACAGAGAGAGCUUGAUGUGACGGAUGUAUUCUUGACCAGAUCUAGCAGAGGGAACAGGGUGGGCUGCAUGUACAUUCGCUGCGCCCCGAAUGCAAGGUUUACAGUGUUGUUUUCCCAUGGCAAUGCAGUAGACCUGGGCCAGAUGAGCAGCUUCUACAUCGGCUUAGGCACACGCAUCAAUUGCAACAUCUUUUCCUAUGAUUACUCAGGCUACGGUGUUAGCACUGGAAAGCCUUCUGAGAAGAACCUAUACGCUGACAUUGAUGCUGCCUGGCACGCCUUGCGCUCCCGGUAUGGCAUCAGCCCUGAGAAUAUCAUCCUGUACGGACAGAGCAUCGGUACGGUGCCCACAGUAGACCUGGCGUCACGGUUUGAGUGUGCUGCUGUUGUCCUCCACUCUCCUCUUACCUCGGGCAUGAGAGUGGCUUUCCCCGAUACCAAGAAAACAUACUGCUUUGAUGCCUUCCCUAACAUAGAGAAAGUGUCAAAGAUCCCGUCUCCAGUGCUCAUCAUCCACGGUACAGAGGACGAGGUGAUCGACUUCUCUCACGGCCUGGCCCUUUUUGAGCGCUGCCCCAAGGCCGUGGAGCCCCUUUGGGUGGAGGGAGCCGGUCACAACGACAUUGAGCUUUACAGUCAGUACCUGGAGAGGCUACGGCGCUUCAUCAACCAGGACCUGGCUGCAGCGCAUGCCUGAGAAAAAAAACGGCAGCCUCUCUGCGUUUGUGUGAAUGAGAUUGUGCGUAUGCGUGUGUGUGUGUGUGUGUGUGUGUGUGUGAGAGUGUGAACGUUGGCAUGUUUGCAAAGUGUGUAUGAGAAGUUGACCUAAAACGGGGUGUGAUAUUUUGUCACAUCUGUGUGUCUUUGAAGCAGCACACCUUUAAGUUACUUUUCAACACAGCAUAUGUUUAAAUGGUUUCCUGUUCCGGUGAGAACGGUUUUAAAUAUAUCAGUAGCUAUGUGGUGAAACACUAAAAACGAGAACCAAGAUUGAACAAAUUCACAAAUCCGUUUUUUACCUUGGGGACAUUUAUGAAUUGCAGGUUUGAAAGGAGUUACUAACAUGACUUAAGAAGUAACAACAAUGUGCUUUGUCCAGAAAGGCACACAGAUGUUUAAUUAUGACAUGUUAGUGAAUGAAUGAGUCAUGGAUGUAAGGGGUGAAUGUUUAUUCAUAUCUCCAUGGACAUGAUCGAGAGUGUGUGAAGCAGUGCUGAAAGAAAUGAAGGACAUCCUGAUGACUUGGACAGGUCGAGGAGGCUUAUUGAGACUUAUCAAUUUUUAUGUUUGUUUUUUGCGUGUGUAUGUAUGAAGAAUACCUCCACAGCUUGACCAGUUCUCUCUGCAGUGGACAAACACUGGUCAAGCAUGUGCCCUGCCCCCCCUUCCCACUCCCCCACUUCCUGUUUACCUUUUUAAUGGACAUCCAUGUGACUGCCAGGGCAUUUCCCAAGUUGUUGUCCGACUAACACUAACCUACUAAUUUGUGUAGUUUUGGGGCUCCAUCUCCUUCCCUUUGGUGUCAGAAACACAAGGACUAGUCUGGAAUAUUGUCAUGGCUUAUAUGGCUGUUGGGUGUCGCAUACUUCCCUCUCCCCAUUUCUGAAAAGAUCCCAAAAUGGCUUCCUCUUUAUUUCUUGGCUGUGCUGUAGCUUUUGCCUUUACCUGUCUGCAGAAUUGCAGCAGAAACUUACAGGGAAUUACUUCCUGUAUUGAUCCCCCCCCCCCCAUCAGGUCCAACAUAUUUUGGAUAAAGAUGACGGUGUGGUUUAAAUGGAAACCAGUCUGUUAGAGCCACAUUGAUAAUAUCUCUGGCAUUUUUAGAACAAAUAUAGAAGUGAAGGAUUAUUUAGUCAUUUCAUGUCACAUUAGAUUGGUUGGACUAAAAAGAAGGCUGUAGCCCUUCAGCAUUUACUAAUGUGUGACGUUUAAAGGGCUGGGCAAACAGCGCUGACUUGGUAACAGCAGGAUAAAUGUCAAGUAGGAAGUAAUAGUUAGAUAUUCGCUUUGUUGCUGAACUUAAAUGAGAAGAUUUAUGCCACUCGGUUUACGCUGUACCUACAGCAACAACUUGUCAUUUUUACACCUCAGUUUCUGUAUGGAUUACACUAACAAGAUACAGCGUGUUUAUUUAUGAAUUUGUGAGGUGCUGGCAGGUUGAUUUUGGUUACAUUUGUACAGAGCCAGGCUUGCCAUUUCAUCUAGUUUCAAGAGUUGAUGCUAAGCUAACCAGCUACUGGCUGCCGUUUCAUAUUUAAGUGUACAUACAUGACACAUGAGAGACGUAUCAAUCUUCUCAUCCAACCCUCAGCAAUAGAGCAAAUAAGAACAUUCCAGAAUGGUUAACUUUACCGUUAUGUCUGAAGUGCCAGUGGAGGUGUGUGAAUAAUUAUAGUCUCUUUUGGUGACCAUACCUGUUUAGAGAUUGAUGUUGUGGCUAGAUUUCUAACGGUAUAAGGAGACAAAAGUAGCUGCGGGGGUAACCAAACUAAUGAAGAUUUAGUCAGAUUUAUUCAGAAUAAUCUUGUGCUCCACCAGAAUCUCUUUAGUGUAAUGCUGGUUAACUUGUAGUCUUACCGCACAGUUUACUUUUCCAUUUCUUGUUCCAGUCGCUCUCAUCAACAGGGUUAGUCCGCCUCCUGUUCAUAAUGCACAUUUGUUUCUAACGUUUUUGUCUCGAUGUAAUUAAUCCGAACGUGUUUGAUGUAGUGUGGGGCCAUGGACUGUCUGUUUCAGAACCAUGCAUGUAGAUGUUAGGACUAACGAUGUGAUUAGGAUCAGGUGCCAGGACGAGACAUCAUGCCUACUAAUAGCUCUGUGUAACCUCUGUGGCCCUAAAUGUACAGGAGCUCUCUUAUGGGUGGCAGCACGCUUCAUGUCUGACACAAGCCAUAAUUUGAGCCACUCACUGUUGGUGUGGUGCAGGUUCCACCACACACACAACUUUGCACAUCAUCGCACACACAUACACACAUUCAAACACCACCACACACACAUAAUUCAUGUACUGUAGUAUACAGUACAUUUACACAUUUAUAUCAGAUCAAGCAUGACAAAAGCAGGUCUUAAGUUCAGCACUAUUGUACAAAGCAUCCAAAGUGUAAUAAGGGUAUAAAAUGUAAGUUUGUGUGUCUUCAUUAUUAUUGACUGUCUGCUACAGGCCAGCAUUAAGGAUACUCUCAUCAUAACUAGUAAAAGGCCCUGUGUGUAGACAUGAAAAAGUACUGGUCAGGUCUUAACGGUUGCAGGCUUGCGCCGCAUUUUCAGAUCUACACCAGGCGUCUGCUGCAUUGGAGGCGCAUCAGUUUCGGUGGUAGUAGCUGCGUUUUUUUAAGGGAACAUGUACUGAACUAGCACUGAUCUGAUUACUCCAUUGUGGGAGUACAAGUGGGUCUUAGUGAAGGCCACUCGCUUCCUGUCAACACUUCGAACAGGGAAUCUUUCCAUUCUCAUCCUGUACUUUGUGUGUUCGAUAUUUAAAUAAUGGAAAACUGUUACCAUCUUGGACCAGGGAUCUGAGCCGUCAGAAGAAACGGAUCGUUAUGGCCUCUCUGGAAGCAGAAGAAGGCCUCAGUUUCUUUCCUGGACUGGGCGUGUUAUCAGGGAAACCACUGGAUCCACCUUUCAUUCAUGGGGUUCAAGAAACGGUGUGGAGACUUGCCGUUUUAUUGACGCACCACUAUUAUAUAUUGUAUCCUCUGGCCCUGAAUGUGUAUUGAUGGGGGUGGGGGGUGGGGGGUUGAACAGUGAAAACUGUAUGCAUGUCUAUUGUGUUUUGCAGAGCAAGUGGGACGUUAUCUCUAUUAUGUAUUCUAUGUGAGGGUAAAGCUGAACUCAUGGCAUUGGAACAUUGAAGCGCUUUUAAAAAAAACGGGACGUUUAUUUGAUUUUUUUUAUUACUGAUACUAACUGAUGUAUUGUUAUGAGUUUUGUGCUAGAGUUUGAGCGGGGCAGUGGUAGGGUGGUGUUGGGGUGGGGGGGGGGGGCUAGACUAUAUUAGUGGGCUGUUUAUAUGGUUACUGUACUUACCUAUUCUAUUUUUUGUUUUAUUAUUUGUAAUUUUAUGUUGCUUUUUUGAACUGAGAAUAUGAUGUAAUGAUAUUAAUUCAUGGGACUGAAUCUUGACCUUUUUAUGGACAACAAAAUAAUAAAAAAGAUCACUUAUGUACAAAAACGUGAAA